GACUGUGCUAAUAGCGGACGAAAGAGCUAUUAGAUUACUGCAUGCCACAGUGAACCAUGAAUGUCAGUCAGCAUGACAGAUUACAUGCAUCGCCAGUUAAGCGCUGUUUUGACCGCUGAAGUCUUUGCGCCUUGAGUCAUUCGCUUCAGCUCGUGGACGAGAUGUUUAACUUCAGAAUAUUUAUCUUAUUCAACAGAAACUGCGCCCCCGUAUCGUUAAUGCCUGACAAGAAACCAUUGAGCGAGGGAUGCGGUAGUCGCAGCACUCGGCGGCAAACAUAUCGAGAAAUGCGAUGCGAAAACAGGCAACAAGCAACCACCUUUAGCUCUGUGUACUCCGCCUGCUGUUGCUGCUGCCGACGCCGUCCUCACUGCUGAAGCGGGAGUGCUGGCGCUGGCUUGUGGGUCGUCUGCUACUCCGACCCCUACUUCUGCUUCCCGUGGCCGUAUGGUGACCACAAUAUCGGGUCCCGAUAGCAGUCGGUGCCGUUGCUGCCGCCGAUAGAUGUCGUCGUUGUGGUGUGUGUCGUUGUUGUGAGUAGUGACACCGCGAGUGUUGUUGUUGCCAGCGCCGUUUUCAUCCCUGCGUGUGCCUGUUCUCUAUGAGUGCAGCGAGAUUACGUACCGGAAGCACGUCGACGAGUGUAUCACAUAGUGUAGUGAGUGGCGCGUGCCGGUCAGGAAAAGGCUCGUGAAGGAUCCGAUUUGACCCCCCCCCCCCGCUUUUCACAUCUUAGGGUCGUUCGCGUUCAUAGCCGAACGUCCCUCCCGGCGCCACCGCCGCUGCAGCAGCAGCCAGCACGAUGGCCGCUAACAUGUACCGGGUGGGAGAUUAUGUCUUCUUCGAGACGUCAUCAUCUGCUCCAUAUCAGAUUCGUAGAAUCGAGGAGCUCAUCAAGACCCCCAACGGAAAUGUUGAGGCCAAGGUUAUGUGUUUUUAUCGGCGGAGGGAUAUUUCAUCGAAUUUGAUUUCGUUAGCCGAUAAGCACCAAUCGGCCGUAGAAGAACAUGAGAAGACCAAAGAUAAUAACGGAGUAACUAAGGACGCCAAAGAGGCCACCAAUAAGGACAAAGAUAAGGAUAAAGAAGCAAGCGGUAGCCCAAAGAAUGUUCUAGCGUCAACCAAGGAAAGAGAAGUGACAGGGCCCAAAACGCUUGCUUCGCUAUCGGACAAGGAACGCCACCAACUUAAACAUCGAGAACUGUUUCUCUCGCGUCAAGUUGAAACGUUACCUGCAACUGCCAUUAGGGGAAAGUGUCACGUCACACUUCUGAAUGAGACAGAAACACUUAUUUCCUACCUGAAUAAGGACGAUGCGUUCUUCUAUUCGCUUGUCUAUGAUCCGGGCCAAAAAACGCUAUUGGCAGAUAAAGGUGAAAUUCGAGUUGGUUCCAAGUACCAGGCAGAAAUCCCAGCUUGGGUUCCUCCGGCUUCACGUCCUGCUACCCCGACACCUGUUGUACCACGGGAGACACUCGUAUUCUCCCCGAAUCAUCAGCUAGACGAUAAAACAAUCGAUCAGUUCCUUGUGAUCUGUCGUUCCGUAGGUACGUUUGCUCGCGCCCUAGAUUGUUCAAGCAGCGUGAAACAACCAAGUUUGCAUAUGAGCGCUGCAGCUGCUUCUCGAGAUGUAACGCUCUUCCACGCGAUGGACGCUCUACACCGGUACAACUAUGACGUGAGCAAGGCACUAUGUUCAUUGGUUCCACAGGGAGGCCCGGUACUUUGUCGGGACGAAAUGGAAGAGUGGUCCGCUUCUGAAGCCAAUCUCUUUGAGGAGGCUUUGGAGAAGUACGGCAAGGAUUUCAACGAUAUCCGGGCCGAUUUUCUGCCUUGGAAAAGUUUGAAGAGUAUCGUCGAGUAUUAUUAUAUGUGGAAGACAACGGAUCGGUAUGUGCAGCAGAAACGGGUUAAGGCUGUGGAAGCCGAAUUCAAACUGAAACAGGUGUACAUCCCAAAUUACAACAAGAACGAAGCAUCAAUAGGGGCGGUUGCCGUGGGUCGACCUUGCGAAAGCUGCUAUACUACUUCAUGCACCCAAUGGUUCUCGUGGGGUCUGGCGCAUAUGCAGUGCCGCCUAUGCGCGUCAUGUUGGCCGUACUGGAAAAAGUACGGUGGCCUGAAGUACCCGACACGAAUGGAGGCUGUGGGCUCCGUAGACUUGUCAGCCGCAGGUGCUGCAGCUGGAACGACGCACAACGGCAUUACGGGAGCGGCAGCGGUAGCGGUGGCAUCAGGUGCGACAGCGUCGCUUUCGGCUGUAUCCGUUCCGUCUGUGCCGCCAUCGGUGGCACGUCCACCCGUGCCUGCAUUGUCUGGCCUACCGGCACCUAAUCCGGGAGUUACCCCGCUUCCGGCAGCAGCCAACCUCGCCUUGGUUCAGCAGCUGGCUACAAUGAAGGAUGGGCCAUGUCGCUGUCCCAUGUGCGGCAAGGAUGUCAAGCAGAAAACGCAUCUUGUGCGACAUUGCAUUACCAACCAUGGACUAAAUAUGAGUUUACCUCCAGCGGCAGCUGGAGUAGCUGUGGCAGCUGCGGCAGCAGCAUCGACCCAAGGUGUGGGGGUUCCACUAUCGCUUAUGAGGUCUUCAUCACCUCGACCAAUCGUCAAGACUCGUGCUGCGUUUUACUUACAUACAACACCACAAACGAAACAGCUAAGACGUCAAUGCAAGAGCAUCAUUAAACCGAGACAUGCGGCUCGAAAUCCCUUCUCACCGGUCGACCUGACAGCGAUACGAGUCGAGAUGCAAACGAAACCACUGACUGGCGUCGUUCCGAAAAAAAUGAAGAACCGAGGUCGCGUCGUAGACAUUUCUCACCGACUGGGUACUCCGCCAACGCCUAAGCCUGACUUUCUAUUGGCAACACCCGUGGAAAAACGCCCAGCACCGCUUCCCGAAGCGUUUCCGCGUAAAGCCUCUUUGAAGCGCGCAGUUGUCCAGGAUGAAGCAAUCGCUGCUAAAAGAUUGGCACUGUUACAAGCUGAAGCGGCUAUUGGAUCAGUUGGUGGACAAGCAACACACUCCACUCCGCCUCCUUCAGUGGCCGCCCUCCUCGCAGGAUCCACAGCGCCGUCUUCCAGUAGUGGCACAGUAUCAACGCCGACUUCAGGAGCAGGGAAACCGACCCGUAAAAACAUGGGAACCUGGUGUCCGAUACAGGGUGACGCUCCGGAUGACCUGUUCUUCAAAGCUACUCCAGCUACAAAACGACUUCGCAAAUCGAGCCUAACAGUGCAGCAGAUACGGCGAUUUGCUCGGCGAGCAACCAAAUGCAUGUUCAACAUGAACAGACCUUAGUCUCAUUCAACAUCUUACUGAAGACCCUUGAUUUUUCCUCCGUAAUUGAUAUCUUAAUCUUUAGCUACAUUCGUUUCUUCUUUGUCGUUUCUUGAUGAGCUACGUGUGUGCGCAUUCUUUGUACUAGUACAUGUGGCCAGUCGAAAAAACCUUACUUUCUUCUUCAAGAGAACAACUCCAGAGUGAUGAAAACGUACUGUAGCAUAGUUAAUUUUUAGACCAAGCAUACGGUUCGUGACGAUGAUUCUAUGUGAAAUUAAAUUUAAUUUUUGCACGCACAUCCCCAUUUACUUUUGACGUCCGUAGGAGAGCAGUGGUACAAGCGGGGGGCUUUGCAGUCAGUUUUCAGCAAAUAGCAUAAGCAUUAUUAAAUAUCGGAUGACGAACGUCAUUGUACGAUAAGGUACGCAAAAUAUUUAUUGACACGUGACAGCAGGUGAACAAAGAUAUAAUUUUCUGACUAGUAGUACAGUAGUAAAUUUGCAAACCUAAGGUUUAGCAUUAACUAACUUUAGGAUUGCUUUGUAUGAAUGCUUGUAAAAUCCGAAGUUAGCAGGCCAAUGAGAUAAUUGUGGUGGCCAAUAAUAUUAAUUAUGAAUAACUGAUAUGACAGUAAUGAUAGUUUGAAGAGUUAGACAACAACCCUAAACACAUGGGUAGCAGAUCGUAACUUAUAUUAAAACAAGUUUCAAUGUAUCGUGUUUGCGUUCGACGAACGCAUGUGUAGAGAGAGAAAAAGCAGAGGCUGAUAUAAGGUAUACACACAUAUGAAAGGUUAAUUAAAAAGGUAUAUGGUGUAUACAAAUAUAAAUACAAGUAUACAUAAAGAAAUCUGUAGACUGUACCUAUUUAUGACAACGACAUGAUAUACAAUUAUAGAAAAGUAAAAGGUGCAGAAAAAGAUAGUGGUAAGUGUGAUUAUGCGUCAGACGUUGAAGCGGUGUCGUUCAAUUGUAGAAUAACUAAAAACUAUGAAUAUAUACAUACAUACACAUGGGUGAAGAAUAAAAUAAAAUCAUUCUACGAAAGUUAGAAGCGUUUUUUAUUGCUCCUGGAGCUGUCCUCAUAUGGCCCGGAGCAACGAUUGAAAGUGACUACCGUUAUUUUCCUCCCAAAAAGUAAACACUCUUCACAAAGACAGACCGACCGGAAUGAAUGAACUGUGUGGUAAUUUUCAGUUCAUAUUAAGGGGUGUUGCAUGUAUCAAAAGAGCGGGAGAUCUCAUAUAUCAUUAAAAAAAUGGGCCCCGUUCGAAUAUUGGCAAAGCUAAGGAAAUAAAACAUGAU
Varroa destructor (honeybee mite) is the source of this 4587-nucleotide messenger RNA. It is a transcript of the gene MTA1-like, whose product is annotated as metastasis associated 1-like. Gene Ontology annotation, biological process: negative regulation of transcription by RNA polymerase II. NCBI's taxonomy places the organism in Eukaryota, Metazoa, Arthropoda, Arachnida, Mesostigmata, Varroidae. Gene Ontology annotation, cellular component: nucleoplasm; NuRD complex. The record is from RefSeq and is a predicted model, not a curated record. Gene Ontology annotation, molecular function: transcription coactivator activity; transcription corepressor activity; sequence-specific DNA binding.